AUGAUGCGUAAAGACGUGAACAAGCCGAAGGGGAAGACGUCGGCGCGCUUCUUCGUUCAGACGUGUCGAGAGGAGCAGCGCAGAAACCGGAGCAGUCUGUCAACCUUCGCUGAGUUCUCCAAGAAGUGUUCCGAGAGAUGGAAGGGUCUGACUGCCACUGAUAAGAAGUGUUUCGAGGACAUGGCGAAGGCCGACAAGGUUCGUUACAACCGAGAGAUGAGUGACUACGUCCCCCCCAAGGGCUACGGAAGGAAGGGCCGCAAGAGGAAAGAUCCCAACGCACCUAAAAGACCCCCGUCGGCCUUCUUCGUCUUCUGCAGCGAGUACCGUCCCAGUGUGAAGCAGCAGUUUCCAGGUCUGUCUAUAGGCGACUGUGCCAAGAAACUGGGAGAGAUGUGGAGCAAACUGUCGCAGUCUGAAAAACAACCGUACGAAGAGAAGGCUCAGAAACUACGAGAGAAAUACGACCGGGACAUGGUGGCGUACCGCGGCGGCGCGUACGCCAGGAACCCCGGCUCCUCAGCUCAGGGAGGAGAGGAAGAGGAGGAUGACGAUGGAGGCAGCGAUGAUGACGGGGACGGCGAUGAUGAGUAGAGACGACGAGCAGCA
This is a messenger RNA of Hippoglossus stenolepis (Pacific halibut), 609 nucleotides long. Its product is annotated as high mobility group protein B2. Gene Ontology annotation, molecular function: DNA binding, bending. Gene Ontology annotation, biological process: regulation of transcription by RNA polymerase II. NCBI's taxonomy places the organism in Eukaryota, Metazoa, Chordata, Actinopteri, Pleuronectiformes, Pleuronectidae. The record is from RefSeq and is a predicted model, not a curated record.